Molecule: messenger RNA, 1144 nt
Organism: Lactuca virosa
Lineage: Eukaryota; Viridiplantae; Streptophyta; Magnoliopsida; Asterales; Asteraceae
Source: the annotation of a GenBank genome assembly
CUUCUUCGUCUGAAAGCCUUUUUUAUUCUGACGAUUCUUCUUUCUUCGAGAGAGAUAGAGAGAGAUGGAGUCCACCAAAACUGCAAUGGAGGCCUUCGAGAAGCUAGAGAAGGUCGGAGAAGGAACCUAUGGCAAAGUAUACAGAGCCAGAGAGAGAGCCACCGGAAGAAUCAUCGCCCUUAAGAAAACCAAACUUCAUGAAGACGAUGAAGGCGUCCCCCCAACAACGCUUCGAGAGAUCUCGAUCUUGCGAAUGCUCUCCCGUGAUCCUCAUGUCGUCAAGCUGUUGGAUGUGAAGCAAGGUGUAAACAAAGAUGGGAAGACAGUCCUCUACUUGGUCUUCGAGUACAUGGAAACCGAUUUAAAGAAAUUCAUCAGAUCAUUUCGGCAAACUGGUGAAAACAUUCAACCCAACGUCGUCAAGUGCUUGAUGUACCAGCUUUGUAAGGGGGUUGCUUUCUGCCAUGCCCAUGGUGUAUUACACAGGGAUCUUAAGCCCCACAAUCUCUUGAUGGACAAAAAGACAUUGAUACUUAAAAUAGCAGACCUUGGACUUGCUAGAGCUUUUACUCUACCAAUCAAGAAGUAUACUCAUGAGAUAUUAACCCUUUGGUAUAGAGCUCCAGAAGUCCUUUUGGGUGCUACUCAUUAUUCAACAGCUGUUGACAUGUGGUCUGUUGGCUGCAUAUUUGCUGAACUAGUCACAAAAACUGCUCUUUUUGCUGGUGAUUCAGAGCUUCAACAGCUCCUGCAUAUUUUCAGAUUGUUGGGUACUCCAAAUGAAGAAAUCUGGCCAGGAGUUAGCAAGCUUAAAGACUGGCAUGAAUAUCCUCAAUGGAAGCCUAAGCCAAUUUCAACCUGUGUGCCAAAUCUUGAUGACGAUGGGCUUAAUCUUCUUUCGCAAAUGUUGGAGUAUGAGCCAUCAAAACGGAUUUCUGCAAAGAAGGCAAUGGAGCAUCCGUAUUUUGAUGAUCUGGUGGACAAGACCCAUUUAUGAAGUUCUUGUCGUUGCUUAUCUCGAGCAUAAUUCAUUUUUUUUUUGAAAGUUUUUGAUAGAUAACAAAAUGUCAACAUGUUGUUUCAUUCUAUUUGUUAUACAAUUUUCUUCAGAUUCUAAUGCAAAAUAAUAUGUUAUUGAUCUGCA